AUGGAUAAUAUGAAAUUCACGUGGCGUACAUGGGACCGAGAUCAGUGGAAACUACCACACAAAAUCUUCGAGCAUGUCAACGUAUACCACAUCGAGCUCAACAGAGAUAUCCCGAUCCAUCCCAAGGAAGAUAAAAUACCAUAUGUAUCCGACUGGUCUUUGAACCGCUGGGUUAUUAUCACCUCUGGAGUUCCACUUCUGGUCCACCAGCUCUUUACCUCUUUUACCAGAUACAACUUCCACCCGAUCAUCGCCUUCUUCUACUACUACCAAGCCUCAAGAUUGUUCACGACACGCGAGUUGCGGACUCUCCGAGAGCUCGGUCAUACCUACGGGUUUCUAGACGGCGACAAACACGAGCGAGAUGGUGUGCCCGACGUGGGAGUUUCAAAGGCUCUGAUCUCGGUUAUGUUGGCUGGGAUUGUGCGUCCACUGAUGACAGUAUGGCUCACCUACGAUGCAAAUAAACCACCAGCUUCAUUAAGCUGGGCUUGGCUGCUCAUAGAGAUUAGUCUUUACGGGAUCAUUCUUGAUUUUUGGUUCUAUUGGUACCACCGUGUCAUGCAUGAUGUGAACGGUCUCUGGAGGUUCCACCGUACCCACCAUUUCACGAAACACCCGAACCCACUGCUCACAAUUUACGCGGACUCGGAGCAGGAAUUCUUUGACAUUGCCGGUAUUCCAUUGAUCACAUGGUUUACGAUGAAAUUUAUGGGUAUGCCGAUGGGAUUCUACGAAUGGCACGUUUGUCAGAUGUAUGUUAUUUUUGCCGAGCUGGCUGGACAUAGCGGUCUUCGUCUUCAUGCUUCGCCGCCCAACCCUGUGACAUGGUUGAUGCGGAUGUUUGAUGCUGAAUUGGUGAUUGAAGAUCAUGAUUUGCAUCAUCGUCAUGGAUGGAAGAAGAGCCAUAACUAUGGCAAGCAAACGCGGGUGUGGGAUCGGGUCUUUGGAACGUGCAGUCCCCGUAUUGAGAGCGUGGAGGCGAAUAUUGAUUAUGAUAACCCCGUUAGCAUGCCGAUUUUGUGA
This is a messenger RNA of Penicillium verrucosum, 1026 nucleotides long. RefSeq names its product sterol desaturase family protein. Gene Ontology annotation, biological process: ergosterol biosynthetic process. Gene Ontology annotation, molecular function: C-4 methylsterol oxidase activity; iron ion binding. Bases 1 to 1026 code for a protein of 341 amino acids. The record is from RefSeq and is a predicted model, not a curated record. NCBI's taxonomy places the organism in Eukaryota, Fungi, Ascomycota, Eurotiomycetes, Eurotiales, Aspergillaceae. The transcript has a single exon.